Molecule: messenger RNA, 3671 nt
Organism: Homalodisca vitripennis (glassy-winged sharpshooter)
Lineage: Eukaryota; Metazoa; Arthropoda; Insecta; Hemiptera; Cicadellidae
Gene: Iswi
Product: chromatin-remodeling complex ATPase chain Iswi
Exons: 22
Coding region: 262-3321 (1019 amino acids)
Biological process (GO): regulation of transcription by RNA polymerase II; nucleosome organization
Cellular component (GO): nucleus; chromatin
Molecular function (GO): ATP binding; ATP-dependent chromatin remodeler activity; nucleosome binding
Source: RefSeq, a predicted model, not a curated record
UUCGUUAUAAUUGAAAGAUAUUAAUUUAACUGAAACAAUGCUAUAAUAAACAUUAUAGGGCUAUUCUAGUAAGUUAAUUACUUGCUCAUUAAAUUAUUGCAGACUACAUUCGCUUCGACUACUAAACGCGGGAACCCGCCAAAGAGUAACACGAAAGAAACAGCAGAGAACAGACCUCGCCAUCUUGGCAGUGUUUUUGUCAUUAAAUUUUGUGGUGUUGAUGAAUUUGUGUUAGAAAAUUUAUUGUAACGUAAAUAAACAAUGUCAAAACCUGAAGGUAUGGAGACUGGAGACACAGCUGAAAAUUCGAAUGAAUCUUCAGCUGAGACUGUAUCAUCUAAAGGAAGACCUGAAGAUUUCGAUACAAAAAUUGAAAAUGACCGCAGUAAGAGGUUCGACUACCUCCUGCGGCAGACGGAGAUCUUCUCUCAUUUCAUGACCAAUAAUACUAAGGACAAGGCGGCCAGUCCAGUCAAGAAAGCGGGCAGGCCACCCAAGAACAAGGACCCAAAGCCUCCUGCAGGAGCUGCCUCAGGCGAUGCAGGAGAUCACCGUCACCGGAAGACGGAACAGGAGGAAGAUGAAGAGUUGCUAGCGGAGACGAACGUACAGAGCAAGACCAUAGCUCGGUUUGACUCGUCACCAUUCUACAUCAAGAAUGGGGAGAUGCGUGACUAUCAGGUGCGUGGUCUCAACUGGAUGAUCUCCCUGUACGAGAACGGCAUUAACGGUAUCCUGGCCGACGAGAUGGGGCUGGGCAAGACCUUGCAGACCAUAUCACUCCUGGGAUACAUGAAACAUUACCGCAACAUUCCUGGACCUCACAUGGUGAUUGUGCCCAAGUCCACACUGGCUAACUGGAUGAAUGAGUUUAAGAAGUGGUGUCCGACUCUAAGAGCUGUCUGCCUGAUUGGUGACCAGGAAGCCAGGAAUUCUUUUAUUCGAGAUGUACUUAUGCCUGGAGAGUGGGAUGUUUGUGUCACAUCUUACGAAAUGGUUAUUCGAGAGAAAGGAGUGUUUAAGAAGUUCAAUUGGCGGUACAUGGUGAUAGACGAGGCUCAUCGUAUCAAGAAUGAGAAGUCUAAGCUGUCGGAGAUUGUGAGAGAAUUCAAGACGACGAAUCGACUACUCCUGACGGGAACUCCUCUACAGAACAAUUUGCACGAGUUGUGGUCCCUACUCAACUUCCUGUUGCCUGAUGUCUUCAACUCCUCUGAUGAUUUCGAUUCAUGGUUUAACACAAACAGUUUUAUGGGAGACAAUUCACUCGUUGAGAGAUUGCAUUCCGUAUUAAGACCUUUCCUUCUACGACGGUUGAAAUCUGAAGUAGAAAAGCGGCUGAAACCCAAAAAAGAAGUGAAAAUUUAUGUUGGCUUGAGCAAAAUGCAAAGAGAGUGGUACACCAAAGUGUUGAUGAAAGAUAUAGAUGUGGUGAAUGGAGCAGGCAAAAUAGAGAAAAUGCGGCUCCAAAACAUCCUGAUGCAGCUGAGGAAGUGCAGUAACCACCCUUACCUGUUUGAUGGUGCCGAACCUGGUCCUCCGUACACCACCGACGAACAUCUUGUAUACAACUGUGGCAAGAUGGUUAUUUUGGACAAACUACUACCCAAAUUGAAGGCUCAAGGCUCUAGAGUGCUAAUUUUCAGCCAGAUGACGAGGAUGAUAGAUAUCCUUGAGGACUACUGCUUCUGGAGAGGCUAUCAGUACUGUCGACUGGACGGUCAAACCCCUCACGAGGACAGGCAGAGGCAGAUCAACGAGUACAAUGAAGAUAACAGUGAGAAGUUUGUCUUCAUGCUGUCUACCCGUGCGGGUGGUCUGGGUAUCAAUCUGGCCACUGCAGAUGUUGUCAUCAUCUACGACUCGGACUGGAACCCUCAGAUGGAUCUGCAAGCUAUGGACCGAGCACAUCGUAUCGGACAGAAGAAGCAAGUGAGGGUGUUCCGUCUCAUCACCGAGAACACAGUGGAAGAGAAGAUAGUGGAGAGAGCAGAAGUGAAGCUACGGCUGGACAAGCUGGUCAUACAGCAAGGACGUCUGGUGGACAACAAGAAUGCUCUCAACAAGGAUGAAAUGCUGAACAUGAUCAGGCACGGAGCCAAUCACGUAUUCGCAUCAAAGGAUUCUGAGAUAUCUGACGAGGACAUUGACACCAUCUUACAGAAGGGGGAGGCAAAGACAGAAGAAAUGAAACAGAAGUUAGAGGCUAUGGGAGACGAGUCGUCCUUGAGGAAUUUCACGAUGGACACUCCCACUGAGUCUGUGUACAAGUUUGAGGGCGAAGACUACAGAGAGAAACAAAAGGUGAUGGGAAUCGGGAACUGGAUAGAACCGCCCAAGCGAGAACGUAAAGCUAACUACGCUGUGGACGCUUACUUCCGAGAGGCACUCCGAGUGUCUGAACCGAAGGCUCCUAAGGCUCCUAGACCACCAAAACAACCAAUAGUUCAAGACUUCCAGUUCUUUCCUCCCCGGUUAUUUGAGCUAUUGGACCAGGAGAUCUACUAUUUUCGUAAAACAGUUGGUUACAAGGUACCAAAAAAUCCAGAAUUAGGCAGUGAUGCAUCAAGGAUCCAGAAAGAGGAACAGAGAAAAAUCGAUGAUGCUCAACAGCUCAAUGACGAUGAAAUAGCGGAAAAAGAAAAGUUAUUAACGCAAGGAUUUACGAAUUGGACUAAAAGGGAUUUCAACCAGUUCAUCAAAGCUAAUGAGAAAUAUGGCCGGGAUGACAUAGACAAUAUCUCUAAAGAUGUUGAAGAUGUGACAGGGAAGACGCCAGAUGAAGUGCGGCAGUACAGCCGUGUGUUCUGGGACCGGUGCCACGAGCUGCAGGACAUCGAUCGCAUCAUGGCGCAGAUAGAGCGUGGCGAGGCCAAGAUUCAGCGGCGAGCCAGUAUCAAGAAGGCCCUUGACGCCAAGGUCGGUGAUAUGGCACGGUAUCGAGCACCAUUCCACCAACUGAGGAUCGCUUAUGGCACCAAUAAGGGCAAAAACUUUAUCGAGGAGGAGGACAGAUUCCUGGUCUGCAUGCUUCACAAGUUGGGCUUUGACAAGGAAAAUGUCUAUGAAGAGCUUCGAGCUGCUGUCAGGUGCGCACCCCAGUUCCGGUUCGACUGGUUUAUCAAGUCCCGGACAGCGAUGGAGCUGCAAAGGAGAUGCAACACACUGAUCACCCUGAUUGAGAGGGAAAACCAAGAGUUGGAGGAGAAAGAGAGAGCAGAGAAAAAGAAGAGAGCGCCGAGGGGGAGUGGCAAACGGAAGAGUGAGAAUAUAGGUGGACAAACUCCUGACCAAAAAACACCGAAAAAGAAAAAAAAAUAAUUUUGUGCAAACCGAACUCGAUGUUAAUUUAUUAAUAAACGUUUUGUGUAACUUAGAACUUUUCCUAAUGGAAUACACUCUAAUAAAUGUGUCCUUUUUUUUUUUUGAAAAAAAAUCUGUGUUGAAAAUGGUGCUGAGUUUUCCUAAAUUUAUUUGUUUCGUACCACCAGGAUACAAAAUUUGAAUAAAUAGAAAAUUUCUUAGUGUUUAAAAGUAAUAUUAAAUGUUUUAACAAGUAUUGAGACUAUGAACAAUUAUGUAUUGGUUAUUUUAUGAUUUGGUUGAAUUAAUAUUUCAUAACUUUGUACCAUACCUUCUUUAAUUAUUACAACUUGAACAUUCUGUAUUGA